Messenger RNA from Suillus paluster, 474 nucleotides. RefSeq lists its product as uncharacterized. The record is from RefSeq and is a predicted model, not a curated record. The transcript is spliced from 2 exons. The coding region runs from base 1 to 474 and encodes 157 amino acids. Lineage: Eukaryota; Fungi; Basidiomycota; Agaricomycetes; Boletales; Suillaceae.
AUGAGAAAGAUCAAGGUUGAUAUUUGUGGAGUCAAUGGUAUGCUAUGUCAUAUCAUCCACUCAACACCAACUUGGAAUAAUGGACCUGCUUGUCAUGACUGUGUUUUUGUUGAACAUGACCCUACAUUACCAGGAUUCCACAGUCUGUAUGUUGCUCAAGUCAUUCUCUUUUUCUCUUUUUACUUUCGUGGAGUUGAUUAUCCUUGUGUGCUUGUCCGUUGGUUUGAAACUAUUGGUGAUCAGCCAUGUCCUAACACUGGUAUGUGGAUGCUUGAGCCAGAGUUUGAUGCCAAUGGUCAGCGUCUUAUUUCAGUAAUUCACUUGGACACAAUUUUGCAUCCAGCACACUUGAUUCCUAUCUAUGAUAAUAAUUACAUUGAUCAUAAUAUGCAACAUUCUGAUUCUUUACUUGCUUUUGUGACCUUUUAUGUCAAUAAGUUUUCAGAUUAUCAUGCCUUUGAAAUUGCCUUUUGA